AUGGAGUUGAUCUUUAAAGCUGAAGAUUUGCUGCCAGAAACAGCUUCGCUCACUGAGAACCUGGAAUUCAGUAAAGAAGAAGCACCCACAGUCUCUAGUAAGAACAUAAAAAGAAGCUCCUCACAAACCUCAUUGGAUACCAUUUCACUUGACAGCAUGAUAUUGGAAGAACAGUUGUUAGAAAGUGCUGAAAGUGAGAGUUUUCUGGGAAAAGGUAUUAAAAAGAAUUCAGGUACCAAUGAUCAGAACCCAGCAGAUAGUGCAAAUGCCACUGCAAACCUACAGAAUUAUGGUGAAACCUCUCCAGAUGCCAUCAGUACGAAUUCAGAAAAUGCUCAAGAAAACCAUAAUGGCCUGAUGUCAGUUGUGAUGUUUAAAAUUACUGGUGUUAAUAGGGAAAUUCACAUCUGAGGGGAAGAUACAGAAAUCUGUCUUCCAGUAGACCAAGUGACACCAGAUCAGUUAGGCAAUAUCAGUCUUCAGCAUUACCUUUCCAAUCAUUCAGUAGGUUCUGAUCAUAAAGCUGUUAUUCAUUCCAAAUCCUCUCCUGAGAUUAUUCUGAGAUUUGAAAGUGGUUCUGGUGCUGUAAUACACUCUUUGCUUGCAAAAAGAAAUGGAUUUCUACAAUGCCAUAUAGAAAACUUUAGCACUGAGUUUCUUACAUCUUCUCUUACGAAUAUUCAACAUUUUUUGGAAGAUGAUACUGUUGCAACAGUGAUGCCAAUGAAGAUACAAGUUUCUAAAACAAAAAUAAAUUUAAAAGAUGAGAGUCCUCGUGCUAGUACAAUAUCCCUUGAACCAGCUCCUAUAGCCAUUCACAUUGACCAUCUUGUGGUAGAGAGAAAUGACAAUGGCUCUUUUCCUAUCAGAGAUUCUCAGAUGCUUAACACUGGGAAUGAUUUGAAAGAAAAUCUCACAAGUGAAUCAUUUCUGCUUUCCAGUGGAAAGUAUGUUCUGAAGAAACAGCACAGUGUCACUCAAGCCACUCAGACAAGUCCAGAGGCGCCUUGGCCUUCUCAGUCAGUUCACUUUCCUGAGCACUCCUUCAACUUCACUCGGGACCAGCUCAUGGAAGAGAAUGAAUCUCUUAAGCAGGAAUUGGCUAAAGCUAAAAUGGCUCUUGCAGAGGCUCACCUGGAGAAAGAUGCUCUUCUUCAUCAUAUAAAGAAGAUGACAGUUGAAUAGCAGGAGUGGCAGUCAAAACCCAAAUUAUAGCUCUGGA
This is a messenger RNA of Myotis brandtii (Brandt's bat), 1222 nucleotides long. RefSeq names its product UHRF1-binding protein 1-like. Lineage: Eukaryota; Metazoa; Chordata; Mammalia; Chiroptera; Vespertilionidae. The record is from RefSeq and is a predicted model, not a curated record. The transcript is spliced from 3 exons.